Messenger RNA from Aaosphaeria arxii CBS 175.79, 1219 nucleotides. Its product is annotated as DUF431-domain-containing protein. Gene Ontology annotation, biological process: peptidyl-arginine methylation. The transcript is spliced from 5 exons. The record is from RefSeq and is a predicted model, not a curated record. NCBI's taxonomy places the organism in Eukaryota, Fungi, Ascomycota, Dothideomycetes, Pleosporales. Gene Ontology annotation, molecular function: protein-arginine omega-N monomethyltransferase activity. Bases 146 to 781 code for a protein of 211 amino acids.
ACCCUCGUCUCCCACCAUCGACCCAGCCCGACUGAGUAAAUAUCGAUUAUACCGAUAUACAGAUUCGACCAAGCAGCACUUAAAGCAAUAGUCGCUUCACAAUCUCCUGGAAAACACACUCACUUCUCCAACACACCCAAUCGCCAUGGCCAACGCCGCCCCAUCUGCUGGCAAGACCUUCGUCGUCGAGCAUCUGGACCCAGAGCUCGAGGCGUGGUCGUCUCUCGAAUACGCAAAUAUCGCCAAGGAAUGCCACUCCUCAGGCGCUCGCUUCCUGCUCUCCUCGGUGCCCCAGUCCUUGAAGCUCCCGCAGAACCUGCAGGGUGCGGAGGGUCUGACCGUUGAGAACAGAGGCAUCGAAGAGAUCUAUGCUGCCCAGAAGGAUAAAGUGUGUCUGCUGGAUCCGGCUGCUUCCAAGGACCUUAGUCCCGAGGAUGGCGAUGACUUUGAUAUCUUCCUUUUCGGAGGCAUUCUAGGAGAUGAUCCCCCUAGAGAUCGAACAUCAGAGCUGCGCAAGAAAGGCUACCAAGGACGCAGGCUUGGGCCUAUCCAGAUGACCACUGACACUGCCGUGCGGGUGACCAGGAUGAUCGUCCAAGAAAGAGUGCCGGUCGAUAAGAUUGUCUACCUCGACCAUCCCGAAAUCAAGGUCAGCAAGAACGAGACUACCGAGAUGCCCUUCCGCUACGUGAAGGGUGCGGAUGGAGGGCCGAUCAUGCCUGAGGGCAUGAUGGACCUCAUCAAAAAGGACUCGGAGAAGGGACUGGGCGAUCUGCUAUGAUGGGAGGUGGUUUCGCCCAGACGAUGUGCUGACUGUCCAUGAGGUCUGAAAACGCUAGUGUGGUCUUCGAGAAUGAAGAAUCGCAUUUGCAGCGCGAUGUCAGUUAGUAUGUAAGAGUAGAGCUGUACCUGGAGGUACCAUGCCAUGGAUGCAACCGAACUACGGUUCAGAUCGAUGCAGGGUGAUGGGCAACUGGCAAAAAGAGAAAAACGUACGAGUAAUCUCGGCCCCCAGGUUCUGUCAUGUCGCAUAGUUAGAUACGAGUAGAUACUCGCUCGGAGGACUACAGUGCAUGCUGGAGAGCGGCAUUGGACACAUGGAAGCGCUUCGAUGUACCAAAGUAGUUUAGAUCGUGGUGCAUUGCCCAGAUCUACCAGUACAUACUGUGUAUGACCACGACAGCCUAUGCGCCUUUGCAAAAGUGCAUCUGGGAAUCGG